Molecule: messenger RNA, 767 nt
Organism: Empidonax traillii (willow flycatcher)
Lineage: Eukaryota; Metazoa; Chordata; Aves; Passeriformes; Tyrannidae
Product: ras GTPase-activating protein 3-like
Exons: 5
Source: RefSeq, a predicted model, not a curated record
AUGAGAGCCGCGGCCACCGCCCCGCUGGCCAAUGAGGGGGCGGUGGUGGCGGCGGGGCGGGCGCUGCCGGCCCGCGGUGCGGGGGCAGAGGAGGGCGCUGCGCUGCGCUGUGCUGCGCUCGGCUCCGCUGGGCUGCGCGGCCGCUCGCUGCUCCCUCCAUCCCUCGCUCCGGUCCGGUCGCGGCGUGCGGCCGCCUGCCCUCCCUGCUCCCCGUCCGGCGGAGCAUCUCGCCUGCCUCCUUCUGCUCAGCCCUUGCAUCUCCGCGGCGGCGGGGCUCGAGCGCUGCUGAGCGCCAGGCGCGGCGGCGGCACCACCACCAUGGCGGUGGAGGAAGAGGGGCUGCGGGUCUUCCAGAGCGUCAGGAUUAAAAUCGGCGAAGCUAAAAAUCUUCCCACAUAUCCGGGGCCAAACAAGAUGCGGGAUUGCUACUGUACUGUAAACCUGGACCAGGAGGAGGUUUUCAGGACCAAAAUAGUGGAGAAGUCAUUAUGCCCCUUCUAUGGAGAAGACUUUUACUGUGAAAUUCCUCGGACCUUUCGCCAUCUGUCAUUUUAUAUUUUUGACAGAGAUGUUUUUCGAAGGGAUUCCAUUAUAGGAAAGGUAGCUAUACAGAAAGAAGAUCUUCAAAAGUAUCAUAACAGAGACACCUGGUUUCAACUACAGCAUGUUGAUGCUGAUUCAGAAGUACAGGGGAAGGUCCACCUUGAGCUGAGACUGAGUGAAGUAAUAACAGACACCGGUGUCGUCUGCCAUAAACUUGCAACACG